Pimephales promelas (fathead minnow) is the source of this 2065-nucleotide messenger RNA. RefSeq names its product adenosine A3 receptor a.1 (gene adora3a.1). Gene Ontology annotation, cellular component: synapse; plasma membrane; dendrite. The record is from RefSeq and is a predicted model, not a curated record. Gene Ontology annotation, biological process: G protein-coupled adenosine receptor signaling pathway. NCBI's taxonomy places the organism in Eukaryota, Metazoa, Chordata, Actinopteri, Cypriniformes, Leuciscidae. Gene Ontology annotation, molecular function: G protein-coupled adenosine receptor activity.
CAGGACAACCGGCUAAUAAAGCAUUACAGAGUCCAGUGAAGCCUUGGUGUUUUGUGUGUGGGUAGCCUCAUAGUUACUAUCGGGAUUGAUUUUUGUGAACGAUCUUUAUUAUUUGGCUUUGAUAAACAGAGUCCUUGGGAUCUCCGCUUUUCUCUCUUCUCCCGGGAAAGCCGAGCUCUGCUCACCUGCAUGGGCUCGUGAUCGAGGACGAGGCUGACCGCGUCCCCGCUGCAGACGCGGGAGUCCUCCACACCACCAUAAUGACGAGUCUGAUAAAAACGGCUCAUCUUGCUCAACAAAGCAUCAAAUUAAGUUCAGUUUUUUGUGUGAAAUAUCAGCAGUCUGACCCUAUAGCCAGUCUAUAGCCAGUCAGCAGCAUAUCACCAGUCUGACCCUAUAUAUACAUUAUGACUGUAAAGCUUCAUUAUGAAGGUACAAAUCUUUCUGUAACAGAUCUUUCUUUGAUGAAAUGAAAAAAAUCAACAACCUUUUUUCAUGCUUAAGACAAGACUAAACUCACAAAUCAACAUCCAAUCUUGUUAACGGAAAAAGAAAGUAGUCUAAACAUCUACAACAACAAAAGUAGUCUUUUUCCGGAAGAGAUCUGUAGGUGUGAAAGUUUUCUGCAGAGAAUAAAUAUAGCCUCUGUAUAUCCCCUUUACUUAAAUUAACAGCUAUUUGUAACACUCUCAAGGUCCUGUUUCCACUUCUGUAACCAAAAUGGUAUUAAGUGGAGGGAUGAUUUACAUCUCUCUUGAAGUGCUCAUCGCUGUGGGAUGCUGUCUGGGCAACGUGCUGGUGAUCUGGGCCGUGUGGAGGAGCGGAGCCCUGAACCAAACCCCUUUCUGCUUGAUCGUGUCUCUGGCGAUGGCAGAUUUCCUGGUUGGGGCCGUGGCCAUUCCUCUGGCUGUGGUUGUAGACGCCCUCUUGAAGAUCCCUUUCCAUGCCUGUCUGUUCAUCAGCUGUGUCCUGAUCGUCCCGCAACAAACAUCAGUGCUCACCCUUCUGGCCAUUGCUGUGGAUCGUUGCCUGCGGGUUGGUAUCCCAUUCAGCUACAAUUCUACAGUCACUAAGAAGUGCACCUGGAUCAUCGCCGCUGUGUGCUGGAUACUGGCGUCCAUACUGAGCUUCUUACCGAUGUUUGGAUGGUACAACCAUGACACACUGGCACAUUACAAUUCCACCUCCAUAGACUGUCAAUUCAUUGCUGUCAUUCCUGAUUCAUACCUGGUCCACUUCAUCUAUGAGUGUUAUUUUCUUCCUCUGCUGGCAGUCAUGAUUACUUUGUAUGGCUAUAUCUUUCUUAAAAUGAGACAGUCGAGGGGGAGAGCAGGUGUGGCGACUGAAACUGGUGAAUAUAAACAUAAGGAACACAAACUGGCCAGAUCUCUGGUUUUGGUUUUGGCUCUUUUUGUUGUUUGCUGGCUGCCGUUACACUUGAUACAAGCCAUCAGAUACUAUAACCAGAAUAUACAUGUACCGUCCAUUGCUUUAUACUUUGGCAUUCUCCUUUCUCAUGGCAACUCGAUGGUUAACCCUGUAGUGUAUGCCUUCAAAAUCCCUAAGAUUAAGAAGGAGUACAGGAAGAUUUGGAGGAGGGUGAUUGGUCGAGAGCAGCAGGCAGAUAUGAACGCUCCUGCUAAUAAUACCUCAAACAGAGUUCAUGGGAAAAUCAGUCCAGAGAUGGGAGUCAAUAGCAUUCAUUUGACUUAAUUCCAUAUACGUACAUCAAACGUACCACAAUAAUGGGGGAUUUAUAUUAUUUUCUUAAAGUGUUAUUGCAAUAUUGAUUUUUCAAACCUUUCGCGCUUUUUUGACCUAAAUUAAUACUGACAGAUUGCAGCUACACAAUCUGUAUUGUAAAAAGCGCUUUAUAAAUGAAGGUGACUUGACGUGUCUUCUAGCUGAAUCUGGAUAAUAAAGGAGUGUGUAAUAUAAUGCACGAUAAUAUGGUUGUACUGUAAUGCAAAUAUAAGCCUGCAGUCAUGUUUAAAACUAUCAAACUUUAUAUGUUUGUUGCACCUUUCCUGAUUUUUAUUUAUUUAUUUUGAAGCAAUUAUAUAAG